CUUUGCAUAGUGGGAAUAUUUCCUGUUUGCUUCAGAACAGGUUUGUGCCGUGGCUGAGGGAUAGGCAGAUCUAAGCAAAGAGGCAAAAGACACCUUUUGUGAGGGACAAAAUGGACUCUUUUCAAGGGCCUUGCCCUCAUCAGAGCGUUCCUGUUGAGACAGACGAGAGAAUGACAUCCUCCAGUCUGGACUUAGCCUGGCCUCCCCCUUGCAAUCAGUGCAGUGGACAUACAGAGACCAGCAAAAGGCCGCAGGAAUAUGGCUAUGAGCAAGUUAGGGGUGCAGCACACAGUGCCGGCCAGUGGAGACUCCCUCAGAGCCAGCGCCAACACCAGCUCGAACCUAGAACAGCCCAUCAUGCUGUCCCCCAACCUCAUUUCCUCCUCCCUUCACACUUAGGACAGAUGGACCCCCUGGACCCUGCAGGUGUUUGGCUUCGUGGUCUCAGACAGCAGCAGAUGUCGUUAUAUGAACAGGACCACAUGGUUAACCACAGUAGAGACUUUGCAGGACCUUCAAACUGGCCUCAGGAUCACUCUGUGGAGGAAGAAGAAUUCUUGGAACCUCCUCAGUCACUGAAGUCUAACGAUAACUGCACCCACUAUGUCCCAUCACGAUACCCUGCAGCACGUGUGCACGGCCCCAAUCCAGUGCAGGACAGUCGUCUCAGGCAGUGUGCUUGCUGUCCUCCGGCAAAUCUGCCCCGUCACAAAAAUAAUAAUUAUCAUCACAAGCAUGAGUACCCAGCGGAUCCAUGCGAGGAGCCUCAACACCACCAACAGUCAUGGAAUCCCCCCAAUAAUAGGCUGCAACUUAAUAAAGAUGCUCCAAAUCCCCCUCGUGGAUCUGUGCCCCUUUGUGUGGCCCCUCCUAGAGAUGUGAUGCACGAGGUCAGUGUGGGUCUCUCCCUCCAGGCUGGUCCAGGGCCAGCCACAAGGGAGAUCAGGAGGACCAUCAGCCUACCUGAAGAGUGUAGGAACGUUUUCAUCACAUAUUCAGUGGACACGGCCGAACAAAUCAUUCCUUUCGUCAAAUUUCUGACUAAUCAAGGGUUCGACCCAGCAAUUGACAUCUUUGAUAAUCCAGUCCGCAGAAUGGGCAUCACCAAAUGGAUGGACAGAUUUUUGAAUGACAAAUCAGUGCUCAUCAUCGUGGUCAUCAGCCCCAAGUACAAGGAGGACGUGGAGGGAGAUGGAGACGACGAGCACGGCCUGCACACCAAGUACAUUCACAACCAGAUCCAAAAUGAGUUCAUCCAACAAGGCUGCCUGAACUUCAGACUGGUCCCUGUGUUGUUUCCUAAUGCAACCAAGAGACAUGUCCCCAGCUGGCUCCAGAACACCAGGAUCUACCAGUGGCCCCAGCACACCCAGGACCUGCUGCUGCGCCUGCUCAGGGAGGAGCGCUACAUCAUCCCACAGCGAGGGACUGACCUCACCCUCACUGUUCGUCCCCUCUGAGAAACACUGAAAAGGACAGACACAUGUGGAAAUUGGCCAGAAUAAAAGAGAUGGUUCAUUCUGUCAAAACCUCAACAUGCUGUGGGUAGGACUCUGUUUCAUAUGUUUUGAGGAGGACUGUUAAUACUGCAGCAAGUGUUUUCCUUUCAUCACUUGUUUUCAGAUACAGCUCUGGUUUAUAAUUCAUUUUAACAGUAUUUCUAAUUUCAUUACAUACUCCAUACCAUUCAGUCUUCUUUCUCAAUGAUUGCAUUUUAAAUGAGAAAGAAAAAUUUGUUGCGUUAUUUGAUUGAGGUAGUGGGACCAAGGGUAAGUACGGUGUUUUUCAACCGGACCCUUUUUCCUAUGUUUUGUGUGUGUACCUGACAAAUAAGAACAACACUUUUUUACAUUGGUCCAGUAUUGAGCGAGAGGGCUACAGCUGGCAGGGGCGAAACAGGCUGCCGUGUAACUAUUAGGGGCCUGUUUGCACUGUCAGUGUACGUCCACUUAAAGUGCUUGUUUUUACUACUGACAGGAUCUGAUUAUUAUUACAAGUGUCUGACAACCCAUGGAAAAGAUCCCUACAGAGAUAAACCUUUUAGAUGAAGAGUAAGAUCAUUUUUGUUUAACCAGAAACAGCCCUGAAAUCAACAUCACCAAACCCACCAGACUCCAUUAGAAUAAACAAUAAUUUUAGCAUGUAUAGAGCGAGCAUAUUGCCACAUCUAACUGGGUGAAUUAAGGGUUAAUUUUACCCAAAACAGUUGGUGAAUGUUUGAGCAGUGGAAGAACAUACCAAGAUGGUUUUUGUGUGUUCUAUUUUGUUUCUGUCAACUUUGAAUGAAGUGUGUUUAACAAGGAAAAAAUGACUGUUUAUUCAAAUGGAGUCUGGUGGAAGUGGCUUUAAUGAUUUCAGUGCUGUUUCUGGUUAAACAAAAAUGAUCUUAAUCUUUAACAAAAAGGUCUAUCUCUGUAGGGAUCCUUCCAUAAUGUUGUCAGACACUUAAAAUAAUAAUCUGAGUCCGUUAGUGGCAAAAACAAGCACUUUCAGUGGACCUAAAUUGACAGUGCGAACAUGCUUUGAGUGAUCACAUUACAGCCUGUUCCACUGCAGCCAUCUGCAGCACUAUCGCUCACUAACUUUGUCUAUCUGCUGUACGGUGCUGAGCAGGUAGCGACUGACAGUUUAUCAGUGCUUUAUCGUGAAAACAGCUGCUAGCAUUCAUAAGAAUGCUGAGGGUGAACCAAAGCAGUGAUUGUGGGCUGAUAAACCAAAACGUGGGGCUACAUGGGGCUGAUGGUGUGAAAACACUGAAACUGUUGUAAAGAGAGACAUCUUUAAUUGCAGCAAUCAUGAAUUAAAACCAAAAUGUUAAAGCGGAACAUAAAUGUGUUGUGAAAUGGAAUAUGAUAGGCGGACACAUUAGUCAAUGGGAUUUUAAAAAAUAAACCUUUUGUAAUCUAUUCCACUUUAAAAUGUCAUUUUUAAUCAUGUUUACAGAAAGAUUUAAUUAUCUUAAUGUUUUAUCACUUAAUUUGAGCUUAUUAAUGUAUAAUGUGAAUGUAUAUUAAUCACUUUGUCAUAGAUUUUUUUAAUUGAGCAAUGUAUUAAUAGAUCAUAAUAAACACUGUAAAACCCUAUAA
Messenger RNA from Epinephelus moara (kelp grouper), 3086 nucleotides. RefSeq names its product TRAF3 interacting protein 2a (gene traf3ip2a). The transcript has 10 exons. The coding region runs from base 111 to 1460 and encodes 449 amino acids. The record is from RefSeq and is a predicted model, not a curated record. Gene Ontology annotation, biological process: humoral immune response; positive regulation of canonical NF-kappaB signal transduction. Lineage: Eukaryota; Metazoa; Chordata; Actinopteri; Perciformes; Serranidae.